AAAAUAAGACACUUAUCAAUCCCAAAACGCAGAAGCCAUUGUCUUGGUCCUUAGCUCCGCCGCUCUGUUGAGGUUAGGUUUCUGCCGUCAAACUGCAAAGCAUAGGUUGGUUGUCGAUCGAUCUGCGCAGAGCUUUUCUCCAUCAAAGGUUGGUUGUCGAACGAUUUGCGCUAUUCUCCAUCAAAGGUUGGUUGUCGAUCGAUUUGAUCUAUUCUCCAUCAAAGGUUGGUUGUCGAUCUGCGCUUUUCUCCAUCAAAGGUUGGUUGUCGAUCGAUCUGCGCUUUUCUCCGUCAAAUUGCUAACUGAUUUAUUUACUUGUAAGUUUGAGUUUUGUAAGUUUGAGUUGUAGGACAAUGAAAACAAGGAGGUCUUAUUAUGGUAAAGACAGAAUCAGUGCUUUACCUGAUUCUCUUUUACUUGAAAUUUUAUCGAAUUUGGAAGUGAAGCAAGCUGUUCAAAUAUCCAUCCUCUCCAGUAGAUGGAAGGAUCUCUGGAAACAUAUUCCAGUUCUUUCUCUCCAUUAUAGAAACUUUAAAUCUACCCAAAGUUUCGCUGGGUUCGUUUCUCAGUUUUUCUCUGCUCGCACUACCAAAACCUCUCUGCAAGCUCUCACUUUUGAGUGCCUCUACUAUUUUGACCCUAACCUGCUCAAAAGGAUCAUAAUAUACUUAUUUUCACACAACAUCCAAAGGUUAGAUAUGACCGUGCCAUGUAGUCUUGAACACUUUCCACUUUGCACAAACGUUUCAUAUCAUUCUUUAACCUCUCUUAGACUUAGUGCACCCCAAGAAAUGGCCCAAUGGGGUAACGGUGUACCACUAUCAGUAUUUCCAAAUUCUCUUCAAUUUCCUGCCUUAACUUACUUGUUUUUAUCUUCCUUGGCCUUUCGCAUCACUACCGAUGAUGCCUAUGCUAACCCCUUUUCUGAAUUUCAAAGUUUGAAUACUCUGAUCAUUAAACGUUGUACGCUUUAUAAUGAAAAACAAAACAGUGUUGAAGAAUGCCUCCUCAUAUCAAGUGUUUCGCUUGUUAAUUUAACAAUAUCAUUGCCCGACGACUCUUACAAAUUGAAGUUAUGUACCCCAAAUCUUUGUAGCUUUCAUUUUAGUGGUGAGCCUUUACAGAAUCUAUGUGGCCACAAUAACAUUAACAAUACCAAUUUCUCUUAUAUUAAACAUGUAAAGAUUGAUUUACCUCUCACAAUUUUUCCCUCAAUUCUAUUAAAUUGGUUUAUGGAGCUUGCCCUUAUGGAAUCAUUCACAAUCACUUCAAACACUCUUAAGGUUCUCGACUUAACUCUGGAUUCAUUGAAGAUUGAUUUCCCUUAUUUACAUAACUUGAAGUUACUGAAAAUUGAAACAAAUAAAUUUUCAUCUCCACCCGAUGGAACAGCAGACCUUUUGCUUCAAAACGCACCGUCAGCAAAGAAAGUCAUUUCUCCAAGACGUACUUUGAGGGAUUUAAUCAAGGAAAAUUUGAGACUUCAAAAAAAAUUCCGAUACUGACAUGCUGACACUGGUGAUAAUUAAAUAAUAAUAAACACAAUGUCAAGUAUCGUUGCAGGUGUCCGACUCGGACAUGGUCGUUGCUACAUAGGAUUUAAUGUCCAAGAGAUCAGAAUAAGGAUACAUGCAUUAGUUUAUUUUCCAAGGGAUGAGAAGAAGCGUGUAUGUAGUGUGGCGAUCUCUAUAGCUAGAUAGCAUUAUUAAGACUUAUUUAUUUUCCCUGCAAUUUAUUGAAUUAUUGUUUUUAUUUUGUUUGUUGAGAAAGAUUUAUAUAUUUUAACAUUUUUGUGUCA
Vicia villosa (hairy vetch) is the source of this 1798-nucleotide messenger RNA. RefSeq names its product F-box/FBD/LRR-repeat protein At5g22660-like. Gene Ontology annotation, molecular function: protein binding. Lineage: Eukaryota; Viridiplantae; Streptophyta; Magnoliopsida; Fabales; Fabaceae. Bases 354 to 1505 code for a protein of 383 amino acids. The transcript has 3 exons. The record is from RefSeq and is a predicted model, not a curated record.